GCGAGCGGCUGUGUGCUGGUGCUGGGCCAUGGCGCGCACGAAGCAGACGGCGCGGAAGUCGACGGGCGGCAAGGCGCCCCGCAAGCAGCUGGCCACCAAGGCUGCCCGCAAGAGCGCGCCGGCCACGGGCGGCGUCAAGAAGCCGCACCGCUACCGGCCCGGCACGGUGGCGCUGCGCGAGAUCCGGCGCUACCAGAAGUCCACGGAGCUGCUGAUCCGCAAGCUGCCCUUCCAGCGCCUGGUGCGCGAGAUCGCGCAGGACUUCAAGACCGACCUGCGCUUCCAGAGCUCGGCCGUCAUGGCGCUGCAGGAGGCCAGCGAGGCCUACCUGGUGGGGCUCUUCGAGGACACCAACCUGUGUGCCAUCCACGCCAAGCGCGUCACCAUCAUGCCCAAGGACAUCCAGCUGGCCCGCCGCAUCCGCGGCGAGCGCGCCUGAGUUCCGAACUGCUGCAGCCCUUGCUGGCCGGGCAUUGAGGCAACCCACGCAGACCCAAAGGCUCUUUUAAGAGCCACUACAUGCACAAUUAAAAGAGCUGUUGCGCUAUCUUGAAACAAGGUUUUAGUAGUUGCGUGAGGGGCGAAGUUUCAUGGUUUGGGAGGUGUCUUUACAUAAAGAAUCUUGGACUUUUGUAACAGCUGUUUCAUGAUACACAGAACAAGCCGCUAAAACUCAAUAUUUUAGGAUUCGAUUGUUAAAUUUCCAAUGAGCCCCGAGAAUGUUUUACGUAUUCUGGAGCCAGAUAGGUUUUUUGAUUGCAUCGGUUUUAGUUUUAGUUUUCAAAGCAGUGCUGAGCCCUUUUAUUAUGCAUGUAGCGGCUCUUAAACUAAGCCUUUGGGUCUAUGGGGGCUGCCUCCGUUCUCUGUCAGGCAGAGACUGAGCUUUUAAGAGCUGCCAAUUAUUUCAUUUGAAGAAUUUUCUGCCUUUCAUUUCGUACCCAUUAUUUACUUUUCCCUCUAGUAAGUCCUGUGUUUUUAAGUUCUACAUUUUUCAAGUGCCACUUGAAUAGUGUCCCUCGGAACCAGUUUUUCAUCAGUAUUUGCAGUUUUUCCUGUGUAUCUGAAUCUGAGGUCUUCAACCGAUUCUGUAAAACUAAAAAUGUCAGAAAAUUCAAAAACACCCAUAAGAGGGCAGCAGGUACUAACAAAUAAUAUGAAUGCUAUUUAGCUCUGAAUCCGUUAUCAAGCAAUUAUUUGGAAUCUUACAAUAAUAAACCUAAUUAAUAAGUGCUUAAGUAAUAUUUUGAGGUAUUUGUUUUAAACCAAUUUUAUUUUUCAGAUCGGAAAGACAAGUGUAGAGCUAAAAAAAAAGUAUUUCCCUAUAAUUCCCAAUAAAUUAAUGAAUUCUUGAAGACACCUUUGAAAUAUACGGUAAUUGUCUGUGGUAUGGAUACGAGGGAAGAGACCACGGCUGAAACCAGAGGCCGGGGGGGGAAGAGCAUUUUAACCAUUUUUAUUUUUACCUUUCAGAAAGGACUUUGGCGAACAGCACACAGUAGAUGGACGGUACAGGGGAGCUGCCCUUUAACUACCCGACAGUUGAAGCAACUCAUGCAUAACAGAUAAUAUAAAGGCUUGUCACUAAAUAUCUGGGCUCAGUAGGGAAAACAAGUUGCAAGCCUGAAAGACACAAAUAGGGUCUAAAUACGGUUUAUGUUUGUAUUACUGAACUAUAAAGUAGUUUUCAUUAUUCGGGGCUAAACAUUACUUACAAAACUAUUCAGAGUAUAUGCUA
Messenger RNA from Vidua macroura (Pin-tailed whydah), 1735 nucleotides. Its product is annotated as histone H3. NCBI's taxonomy places the organism in Eukaryota, Metazoa, Chordata, Aves, Passeriformes, Viduidae. Gene Ontology annotation, cellular component: nucleosome. Bases 29 to 439 code for a protein of 136 amino acids. The transcript has a single exon. Gene Ontology annotation, molecular function: structural constituent of chromatin; DNA binding; protein heterodimerization activity. The record is from RefSeq and is a predicted model, not a curated record.